CCCGACGCCCCGCAGUAGCGCCGCCGGUCCGCUGCCGGCCGCUCUAGGAUGUAGCCCUCUACACUCCUCUGCUCAAACAAGUCUUCCGCGGCACAGCCGCCAUGCAUUAGUCUUAGGAAACAUUAAAUUAGCGUUAAGAAACCAAGUCUUCCAUUAGUUAAGUAAGUAGAUUAAGAUGCAAAGGCAGGGCAGGGCUCCGCGACGCGAUGCAACACAAAACAAUAGGGUCGUAUUCGAGCGGCUGUGGCGGGGCACGUUCCAAGCUGUACUGGCGGGGCCGGCGCGGCGUGCGCGGGCCUCCUCGCACGAGCCCACCUCGGACGUGGCGCUCCCGAGCCUGGCCCCGCGGCCCGCGCCGCCCGACGCGCUCGCGCCCGCGCUGCGCACCAUCCUCGAGGGGCUCCGCAACUCGUGCUGCUGCCGCUGUAACUGUAACGCGACAGAUCGCAACUUUAACGACAAUUUGCAGGUCUGUCUCUCCAACGAUGAGGAGAGGAAGUCCAUGCGAUCCGUCAUAAGUGUUCGCGAGACGCACGCGGUGGCCGAAGCCCAGCAGGAGAAGAACGCUCGGCUGCGUGACGCGUUCGGUAUCUCGCCGCGGUUCGUGGAGGGCUCCAGCUUGGACCCCGAGCGACGCGCGCGCGAGCACGCGCAGCGCUACCCGCUUGUGCGCACGCCCAGCCACGAGCGCGACGAGAGAGACCCGCACCCACCCAAGAAGAAGAAAAAGAGAAGUACAUCACCUGAUGCUAAGAAACUGAAGAAGAAAAAGUCAAAGAAAAAUAAAAAAGAAAAACAGGUGACGCUUCGGUUGUCCAAGAGUGAAAGAAAAAUGUUAUGGAACUUCAUCACUAGACAAGAAGCGAGCAAGAAAAAGAAGAAGCGCUCCAAGUCACCGCCGGAGUCCGACAGCUCGAGUAGCUCGGAGGGGGCGCAGGACAGCGACUCCGCAUCCUCGGACGACGAACGACACAAAAAGAAAAAGAAGAAAAAAUCGAGCAGCCGACGACGCGGCAGCAGUGAAGCUUCGAGUCGUGACAGUUCCCCAGUAAAAUACCCAAAAGAGAAGAAUCGUGAUCGGGACAGAGAAAAGAUUAGGGAUCGCGAUCACUCCGUUGAAGAAAGAAAUAAUGAUAUUCAGUACAGAAAGGUAGACCGAGAGGAGAGAAACAAGAAGUACGACAAACGUGACGAGCCUCCGCCGCGGGACUCCCGGCACAACGACAGGCGACGACAGCACUCGUCCUCCGAGGACAGAGACUCCUCGCCAGAGUACCGACAGAGGUCCUACAUCACCAAAAUAGAGAACAAGAAGCGAGAACCUUCAAUAGAAUCAGACAGAGAGAAACGAAAGAGUUCCAAGCGAUCAAAACGUGAUCGCCAACGGUCUUCUCCGGAAUCAGAAUCAGAACCCGCUCCCAAAGGCAGAUCCGAGAAAAGAAGCAGGAAACACUACUCCAGAGAAUCCAGCCCCUCUCCACCACCAGAAAAGAGGCGGCGUAAGAGUCCCUCCCAGGAAUACAGAAAGCGAAACGAGGACACUUAUUACAACAAGAAGGACACUCUCAAAGAAAACAAUAAAAACCACAAAGACGACAGAGAAGAACGUAAAGCUUCAAGGAGAAGUGAAUCUCCAGACGACAGGUACAGCCGGCGCGAGAACUCGCACCCCAGGAGGAAGGAGAAAGGUAACAAAUAUGAGAAAAAUCAUAAGAAUAAUCACGAUAAUUAUGAAGAGACUUCAUCCAAACGAAAAUUUAGAGACGUGUCUGAAGACAAACCACGGAGGAAGAAGGACAGAAGUGUUUCUAGAGACAAAAGAGAUUCUUCCUCGGAAUACAAAGAAAAGUCGCCUGUCCACAAAAGUUCUAAAACCAGAGAAUCUCGAAAAGAGGAGAAAUCGGUAAAACGAUCAGAAAGAAAGUAUUCGUCAUCCGAGUCCGAAUCAGAACCCAAACAUAAAUCAGAUAAAAGUAAAAACAAAGCUCGCUACUACAAGGACAGGAGCGAGUCUCCGCCACAGAGAGAACAUCGGAAACGAAGCCGUUCCUCUGAACACAAGAGGAAAGAAUCCCCGCCCGCUAAAAGCAAAGGUGAUAAACACAAAAGUCGGAAAUCAGAAAGUAAACGUGACAGCAGUAAGCCCACCAGAAAGUCCCCUUCACCAGAAGAACGAUCUCGGCGCAAACCGUCACCGAGUCGCUCCAAAUCUCCAACUCCACGCAAAAGCUCAAAAAAGGACAAACGAAAGAGUGUAACACCUGUUAAGAAAAGCAAAAAGUCGUCAGAGCGAGGCACCGCAGAGCGCCGCGCCUCGCCCUCCAAGCCCGAGCACCGCGAGCGCUCCGACAAGGAUCGCAACCACGACAGUCGGCCCGCGCACAGGGACCGGUCGCGGUCGCGCUCCGCACGCAAGAGUCGCAGCACUUCUAGUCUAAGCUACUCUCCAGCUCGCCGCAGCCCCGAGCGGUACAGGGAUAUCAUAGAGAAAUUACCUGAAAAGGAUAAACGCAAAUACAUCAAAUCUCCGUCAGACCUACAACCCAAAAUGAAAAGCAGCAAAGAUUUGGCCGAAAACUACAAACCCAAAGCGGUUUGCAUGCGUAGCUCGUCCAGCGAACUGGACGACCAUGAAAUUGAAUUUACAAGGAUAGACGAUAGGCUUCGGCAGGAGGAAUUAGACGUCAAAGAACUCAGUAGACUGCAACAAAGACUGGCUAAACUAGCUAAAGUGUCGAUCGAGCGCAUCCGAGUCGAGGAGAUGAUGAACCGACCGUCGACGUCGACGUCGGCGUGGCAGGCCACGCGGGACGAGUCUCAGCCGAGAGAAACGGAAAUAGUCGUCGAGAACAAUAAAAGGAAAGAUAAGAGUCCCGUGAACCCCGCUAAAGAUAAAGCUAAAGAGAAAUCUCCUGCGGCAGUGGAAGAAGUAAAGAAAAGCCCAGAAGUGACUAAGGCUCCAAGUCCUAAAAAGGACACGAGUCCACCGGUGAACGUGGAGUCGUCGCCGGAGGUGAGGAAGAGCGAGGAUGUGGCGGGCGGGGGCACGCGGCGGCGGUGGUCGCGGUCGUCGUCGCGGCGGUCGGUGUCCCGGUCGCGGUCGUCGGUGUCUCGCUCGCGGAACAAGUCGUCCCGCUCCCGCUCGCGGUCGCGGUCACGCUCGCGCUCCUCCAGGUCCAGGUCGCGCUCCUAUUCCUCCUCAAGACGGUCUCGCUCAAGUCGGUCGUCCUCGUAUAGCAGCCGGAGUUCCUCCAGGUCUUCGCGCAGCACAUCGAGGUCCACCCGGUCGUCUAGAACAAUGACAGGCGUAUACGCGGAUUACCGUAGAUCGAGCGAGUCGCGCGCACGCACGCGAUCGCGCUCGCCUUCCAUACCGCGCCGCGCUGGCUCGCCCAGCUUCUUGGAUAGGCGACGGAUCACGAGCGCGCGCAAGCGCCCCAUCCCGUACCGGAGGCCGACACCAUCGACACCAACAUCCACCGUCAGCAGCCGCUCGUCGCAGCACAGCUGGUCCCGCUCCCCGCGACCCGACAGAGAAUAACAACCUCUAAUACUAAAUAACACACACUUAGGACCAUUUAAACCAAUAUUCAACGACAUAACAUGCACUUCUAAACUAUUUACUAUCUAUAUCUAUAGCUGUACCUAUUCAAUUCCAAAAAAACAAAGUUUAUUAUGAAAUUUAAAUGUCUGGUCAACAUUUUUGUAAAUAUGAACCGCAUGUAAGGUAGCAAAUAAGCCAAAAUAAUCGACUUUUUGAUUGAUGUUUUAUCAAAAAUAGAUUAAGAUAAUAUUUUAUCUAGUCAAAUGUGCUUACUCUAAAAAUUCCUUAUUGGAAACGAAUACUUGAUCUCUAAGUAUUGCAUUUUUUACUUUCGUUUUGUUGUUGAUAAUUUUAUUUAAAUUAUUCUCCUAUUUAUUUUAUUGUAACGGAAAAUACUCUAGUCAAAAACGAGUACUUAAUAUUUAUAAUUUAUUAGAAUAAAGUGCAAUAUAUUUUAUUGAAAUCUCAUAUUUACACUAUUUAAUUGAUUUUACUAAUUUAAUUUUACUCAAGUCAUUUUACAAACUAUUUAUUUUUCUAUUUAUUAAAAUACUAUGGUAGAAUAGGUAAUAAACUGAAUAAUUCUAGUGUUAUAAGGAUGUAUUGUAUGUAAAUGAUUGGAACUAUCUAUUUGUUUCAAUAUAAUUAUAACUAAGCAAUAAAUAUGACGAUACUCAAUAAUACUCAGUUGUAACAGUAUAAAACAGUUUAAUAAUGAUAUAAAAAUAUAAAGAGAACUUAUACAUACUUGGUUUGUAAAGAGAAAUUUCAUCUUAAUUAAAAAAUGCACUGCGUAAGAAUUGAUUUUGCAGAUUAUGAAUUAGUGAAAUAGUCUUAGGCACUCCCACAAACCUGUGUAAUAUUAAAUUAAUAUCAAGGUAAUGGAACAAACUGCUGUUGUCAAAUAAAGUACCCUGAUACAA
Messenger RNA from Spodoptera frugiperda (fall armyworm), 4467 nucleotides. RefSeq names its product serine/arginine repetitive matrix protein 2 (gene Srrm234). NCBI's taxonomy places the organism in Eukaryota, Metazoa, Arthropoda, Insecta, Lepidoptera, Noctuidae. Bases 176 to 3541 code for a protein of 1121 amino acids. The record is from RefSeq and is a predicted model, not a curated record. The transcript is spliced from 11 exons. Gene Ontology annotation, molecular function: mRNA binding.